Molecule: messenger RNA, 2860 nt
Organism: Tachysurus fulvidraco (yellow catfish)
Lineage: Eukaryota; Metazoa; Chordata; Actinopteri; Siluriformes; Bagridae
Gene: cep57
Product: centrosomal protein 57
Exons: 10
Coding region: 170-1489 (439 amino acids)
Cellular component (GO): centrosome
Molecular function (GO): gamma-tubulin binding; identical protein binding; microtubule binding
Source: RefSeq, a predicted model, not a curated record
GAAAAUAAAGAGAAUCAUUUCAGUCAGCGGCACACAGGAUAUUGAAAAACUUUUAUUUUGAAGUGGAAACACACACCGCCAUGUUUUAAAUAUGUGUUGUUGCUGGCUUCACUUUGAGUGCAAUUUGCGCGCUAAUAUUGUGUUUGGUGUUUAAGAAGAAAAGUCGAAGAUGAGCCAGAUGUUGGACUGUGUGUCUUUGGCCUCCUACACUGAGUAUCCCACUGAUCGGCCCUUCAUCAACACACACACCACACACCGUCCUGCAAAACCUGUUAAAGCGUUUCCUGAGAGCAGCAGUGCAGCGAUUCUCUCAGCACUGCAGAACCUACAGGAGAAAAUUCACAGGUUGGAACUGGAGCGAAUGCGAGAGGAACGGAACCUUAAGAAGCUCUCGGGGGAGAACCCUCACAAACGGAACAUUCCAGAGAGAGAACCACACGAGGACAGAGACUCUCACAGACCCAGGAAACAUGAGUUUGCCUCUCACUUAGCAGCAGCCGAAAUAAAAUGCGCUCGGUUGGAGAAGCAGUUGGACUUAAUGAAAAGAACAGUGAGGAGCACAGAGUCGGACCGAACAGCCAUGCUCAAACACCAGGAGUGUGUGCGUAGCUCCAGUGAUGUGUGUGAGAAGUUGGAGAGGUUGGAGCAGGACUACAGGAGACUGACACACACACAGAACAAUGCUGAGGUCAAAAUCCGAGAGCUGGAAUGUAAACUACAGGAGGAGGAACAUCACAGGAAACUCAUUCAGGAUAAAGCUGCUCAGUUACAGACAGGCCUCGAAGCCAAUCGUGUUCUGAUGGAGUCCGUGUGGUCCCGCCCACAUCGCUCCUCCAAGAGCACGAAGAAGAAACUUCAAUCCAAGCCUUUGCAGCAGAGACAUUCUCAUACACAGCCUCACUACAGACUGAGCCUGGGGGAUGUACCAUUUGUGGCUGGAACAUCCACAGGGACGAGUCACUCUGUCCGCGCUAACGUACAGCAUGUCCUCCACCUCCUGAAGCAACACAACCCUCAGCUGUGUAAUGAGCGUGUUCUGAGAGCCAAUGGGAAAGAGGCAUCUGAGUGUCAAUCGUGCAGUAGCUCCUCCUCUCUCUCCUCCUCUUCCUGUAGCAAGGAGCUUUCAGAGCUGCUGCAGGCUCUACAGGACGAGUUCGCACACUUCAGCUUCAAGCACCAGGAGUUGGGGAAGCAGGUCCAGGCGUGUCGCUCUGACAGACUGAGACAGGAUUUGGAACGAGAGAUGGAGAACCUGGUGAAGAAGAUGGAGGAAAAGGGGGAACAGAUCGCUAAAGUGCGACGACAUCAGGCUCAGGUGGAGAAGUUAAAGAAGCAGUCUCGUCAGCAUGAAGGUGAAUUGAAGUUCACAUCUGCACUGAAGGCCAAGUCCAAACCAGGAGAGCGCAGUAAGGACAGUCUGCGUUUGCUCAAGGACAUGCGCACACUGCAGACUUCACUGAGCCUGGACCAACACUACUGGGAUUACUGACACACACACACACACACACACACACACCACCAGGAAUCAGGACCAAUCACGUGCUCAUAGUGAUUUAGAAGUUCAGAUGGUGGUGUUGAAACACCAGUAAAUCCGGGUUCAGCGUCAGGAGACCUUUUUAUUUCUCCGCUACACACACAGUACUGGGGAGAAGAGAAAAAUCACAAUCGGCAAAAUAAAAGCUUUUAAUUUUUUAUAUAUAUAUAAGCACAUUCACGCCACAAACUUUUUUCUCAGUACACAACUAGAAUGAUCUAGUCUCUGUUUAGAUCCGUCACAUACGUAAAGACAGGAAUGUCUACAAGACACACAAAACUGAACAUAAGACUGACCGACAGAUAAAGAUCUUAAUGUAAGAGCAGGAACUGAUGAUCUAUCAGGUAAUAAAUGGCAAGAAAGAGUCCAAACUUCACAGAAAUGACCAACGGUUUAGAACGGUUCCCUUUUCAGUACUUCAGGCUUUUCGUGUUCUCUUCAAUAAGAAACGUUAAUAUUUGUUAGAUGCUUAAAUGCAGGGACAACUGUAGGGGGGGGGGGCAGUUUUACUUUUUACUCAUACCUAUAAAACGAUCAGUUAUCACUGUAGGAAUAACUGAGCUAUUUUCCAGCUCUGUAAUAAAAGAAAAUGUUCCUCAUUAAUCUUAGUGUAAAAACAGAAGAAAUCUCCCUGCCGAUGAAACGUAUGACUCAGACCCGGGGUUUAAUCUGUUGUUGAUUUUUCCAGCCACAAACACACACACACACACACACACAGAAAGUAUUCAUGAACGUGAGAAGAAGAAAAAAAACAUGAACUUGAACCUGUAGAUUCAAGAAAGCAAGACUGGCUAUUUAACCAGCUUUUUUUUUGUUUAUAAGUGAUUAAAGUAAGCUUUUACUUUACAAAUACAACCUUUUGUGCAUCUCAUGUUGUCUCAUGUUCAGUUAAACUGUAUUAAAACUGUCUUUAGUUUCUCUGGACCUUCGGGUACAAGAUCAGUAUAAAUCUGCUGUAAGAGCGACGUUUAAUCAGGGAUUUUUUUUAUUUUUAAGAAAGUGAUUGGAGUUUAAAACACAUUUAACAAUCUUAGAAAUUGUUCAAAAUGUACAUUAAAAAAAAGCAAAAAGCAUAUAUCUAUAGGACCAACCUGUGAAAUAUAUUUUAUAAUUCAUUUAAGAUGUGAAAAUUUUUAACAGGUUUGAAAUGAAAUUUGGAAUUUGUUUUGUUUGUCACUUCAUCCCAUCAAUCCUAACGAUGUUGUCGAUGUAUGUAUGUUUGUGUAGCUGCUUUUAAACUUCCUGCUGUUUGAGGUUGACGUGUGUGUGUGUGUGAGAGAGAGAGUAUUUUGUGGCAUCAUCAUUUCAAAUAAAGUAUUUAUUUUA